Vitrella brassicaformis is the source of this 1616-nucleotide messenger RNA. The record is from the annotation of a GenBank genome assembly. NCBI's taxonomy places the organism in Eukaryota, Vitrellaceae.
CUCAGACUCGAAGGUUCGGGGGGGUUUGUAUAUGCAAGCACCACUGUGCCAGACGCCUGACGAGGGUGAGCGAGAGGAAGAGAGGGACAAAGACAACACCGGCCUGGGGGAUAACGAGGAGGCCCCGUGCACCACUCGACUCGCAACGAGCGAGGAGGAGGCUGUGGCGCCAACAGCGAGGGAGGAGCCAGUGCAACGACUCACUUCCCUGCCAUUCCCUGACCCUGCAUUCGCCGCCCAAGUCGAGCCGAUUCUUAGCAGGUGAGGAGAGAACGCUCCAGGGAGGGCACAUCAGCGUCUCACUCUUGUCGUCCCUUUUCUGUUCGUAAAGCCUCAAGGCCAUUCGCGAGAACAUCGGAAGUUGGCGUCGCACAUCCCUGCCAAUGACCUCCCCAUCAUCUCCGGUGUAUCCGAAGCUCAACGAGGAGACACCGCAGCACAUGAUGUUGACGGAGCGAACCUAUCGCAGCAACCUCCCUCGCUCACCGCUGGCACGCUCGCCAAACCGCGGAGGCCCCGUGCAGCAGAGCAUAGCCGGCACGGAGACGGGCGACGCAAAAGAAGGAGGCGGAGCAGUGCUCAAGUUCCGCCUGCCAGAGCAUUCAGACUGUGAGCUGCAUAUGAUGGGGACGGAAGACAAUGCCAAGCAGCAAGAGGAGAGCAAUGACGACGAGCAGGAGGAGCAAGCUGACGGCGAGAAGGCCAAGAAGGGAAGCAGUGGCAAGAAGCUGGCUGUGAAGGUGCCUGCGCUGUCCCUCGGUGAGUCGGCUGGCAAAUGCCUCCCAGUGCGCCUCACGGCCCCCACCAAGUUCUACAUCGGCACGCCAGAGGUCAAUUCUCCUGAUGGACUGCUAGUGAGCCCCAGCAACGAGGUUGAAGCCCCUGAGGAGAUGCCUAACAUGAAGAAGAAGCAGCGCAAGCACAACAAGAUGCCACUGUUGAUGUUCCUGGUAAGUGAGAGGGUGGUCUUGUGUGGGUCCCAUACCUGUUGCCUUCGAUGCGUGUGUGCAGCUUCAGCCGCUGGUGACUCUGUAUCGCUGGCUGAAUGCGCUGCCCCUAAUCACACAGCUGCUCAUCGCGGCCGUCGCCCUCCCGCUGCUGCCCGCCGCACUCAUCUCGUUCAUCCCUCUGCUGGUCAGCGAUGGCUGCCAAUGUGUCUGAAUGGUCGGUCCAUCUGAUGUGCUGUGCAUGGCGUGUGUCGCUCAGGUCGUUCUGCUGACGUGCGCUACGGGCGCCAUGUGGGCUUUGGUUGGCGUGUGGGUGGCCCUCGCCAUCAUCACGAUGGCAGUGAGGCCCGCUGAGGUGACAUGGGAGGUUCUGCCGCACAUAAUGGCAUGGCUGAACGAGCAGGGCCUCAAAAGCAAGAGGGGCAGAGGGUGGAGUGGCGCCUUCUCCUCCGGCCAGGAGGAGGGAGCCGAUGACUGAGUGGUUGAGAGAAGUAAAGGAUAGCAUGUUGGACGUUCACAUUCGCUGUGUGCCUGAAUGAGCAUCAAUGACGACAGCUCGUCAAUGUCCGUCAUGUGCUUGGUCACGUGUGCCUGAGACCGAUUGUACGUCAAACAAUCGCCGGCAAAGCAGCGGGCAGACCAGCUGCAGCGCAGUCUGCGCCUCCUCUC